AUGGCCUACUUUAUUCCAUCCUUUCUGCAGAAGCGCCUGCUUCGCUACGUCCUAGCCCGCCUUGAGUUACUCGACAUUGAUGCGCUUGCUUUGGAAAAUUUAAACAUUUCGUGGGGAAAGAGAAGCACGAUAGAACUGAAAGAUGUUGGAGUUAAUACGCAAAAGUUAAUCACAUUGUUGAAUCUCCCGAGGACGUGGUCGAUAUCGGAGGCUAGGCUAAUACUCUUGCGCUUAACUAUCCCUGCCGAUCUUCAUCAAAGUAGCAUCUUAGUUGAAAUUGACGGUGUCAAGGUACAGCUGGAUGCACAUCAACUUGACUCUGAUCCCGGCCAGAUUCCUUUGGACAAGACCGAGAGGCGUGGGUUCCCAAACCCCUCGGGAGAGUACAAGUCUGAUCGACCUCGGAGUAGUCAAUCAGACGUACACGAUCCGGGCGGUACAAAGUCCGAUUAUGCCCAGGAAAGCUUCGAUGCCGGUACGCGAGAUAUCUCGCAGCCAAUACCUUCGACUGUCGAGCUUGCUCAGUCAUUCCUCGAAACAGAGCCGGAACACGAGAAGGAGGAAUUGGAGGAGGUGCUUCUUCAAUCACAAAACCUGAAACAAUCUCAGAUUUCCGAUAUCGAAAGCGAAGGAGACAACAAUACGGGAUUUGGCAGCGAUUUGUCAUUACCUGCAUUUCUAGCGAAUUUCCUCAAAGACGUUGCCGACCGCGUACAAGUCGACAUUAAGAAUAUUCAUGUAGACCUCCAUCUACCGAUAAGUUUGGAUGCCCUUGGUGCUGAGCCGGCUCGACAGCCGGAAAAGAUCACUUCUCGACUCAUGAUCGGUAGCAUAAAUAUCGAGAGCAAGCAUAAGUCUGUGGCCGUGGAGAACGAAAAUUUGAGAGGCGAUGCAACAACUACCUCAAUGGGCAAUUUCCGAAGUAUUGACAUUCGUCGAAUCAAAUUGAUGAUAGUAUCAGACUCGACCAUCAUGUUUCAAACUGCUGGAACCCCGUCGCCGCCGUCACCAGAGACUGUCCAAUUGCCGCAGCAACCCCUAAAUGAAACCCCCGAGGACAGAGGUAACAAUCAACUUCAUAAAAAAUCCGAGAUCAAGGCUACCUUUACCCCACGAUCUCCCGGGGACCUGACCGGCAACCUUUUAGAUCCUACAUCGGCGACCAUAUUGAGGGCGAAGCUGCCCAAGGUCGAAGAGUCCACGCUCUCAUCGCGGGAAAGUAACGAAUCUAUUAGAGCUGUUCAAGAUUCAGGCGGCCCUUUUCCACCAUUUCAAAGACGCCCAAGCUCUUCUCAUGGAGAUGACCUGGCACAGUCACGGCUAUAUAGCCAUGAGGACGCAGUAAGCAUGUACAUGAGCGCAAUGGAUGGGGUCUAUCCAAAGCACAAGAAGGGGAGCCCAGCGCCUCCGGGCGGAUGGCACUCAACAUUCUCCGACGACAGCGAUGAUUGCCGUCAAGAUAUUGAGCAAUCAACAUCGCUAUAUGAAUCAAUGUCACCUCAUUCAACUACCAUCAGUGGCGAAGAGCGCCCGAGCCUCCAAAGCAAUCAGGAGAUCGAUCCUAUCUUACGCGAGGCUGGAGGAGCCUCAAUACCGACGCCAAGAUCGUCACAAUCACACUCACUGACUGGAUCGCCAGGCACUGCACCGGAAAGUGAAGAUGCACAAAAGUCGACAUCAAGAUGUUCUAGUCUCUCAAGCUCUUCUUCAAUUCCUUCGGGGAAAGCCAAACGCUCUCUGGUUUUGAUCAAGCAAUUCUGUACCAUUGCUAGUAUUAAGAUCACAGUACCGAUUUUUAGCACUCCACCAAUACAAGCUCCAAAUCCUGUAAGCCCAUUCGAUGAACCCGCCGGAGAGUCCAUGCCCUCGCGAGCCAUUCAAAUCGGAAUAGUUGGCCUGGAGCUAGUCAGUGAUAUGACACUUACUAAAACUCUACUUCUUGCUCUCCAACAAUCAUAUUGGAAACCUAGUGGAACAGGUUCAGACUAUCGUGACUCUCAGCCUGCUCUAGCGGACAAUUCGAAGAAGGCUUUUUCUGCUACGUUCUCGGGGUUUUCGUGGCGAUUCGUCGACUCUGUGCAAAGCUAUCACCCUGUCUCCGCUUCAAUCAUACCGGAAACCAGGGGUGCCCUUUCUGGUGAGUCUGAGGUCUUGCUGAGAGCUGAUGUCUCUUCGCUUCGUUUCGAUCACGAGUACUCGACACUUCCAGCAGCAACGAAAGUGAUCAUCAAAGAUCUGAGCUUUGGCUACUCUUCUGGAUCUAUACUGUCUUUUGAUUCCAGUAUGAGCAUGAGAGAGUCCACUCGAAAUGUACAUAACGCUUCUGGAGGAGACAUUGUCAUGAACAUAACAAAUACCGGUGAUGGUGUGGCUGUUGAGAUAUCGACUGUUCCGAUACACAUCUAUCUAGAUACGCGCAGGCUAGAUGAGACAUUUGGCUGGUUCGGUGGUCUGAGCAGUAUGCUCGAACUGGGAAAUUCGAUGUUUUCCACUCUCACGCCAAAAGAAGCCCGUGCACCACCGACGCCCUCCAUAAAGCCAAAACGGAGCGUGCAUUUUGAGGCUCACGCGCACCGCAUGCCGCUGGCCAACGCACGAAGUCCCUCCCAGAAUAAGAUUGACAUGAGGAUAAGUGGCGUUUUCUUGGAAAUGCAAGGCCAACAAGCGCUUGUGGAAGUCAGAAGCACCGCUAUUAAGAUUGUAAACAGAGCUGAGGUCUUCGGACUGCAGAUCGAUGGAAUAAACUUAGCAGGUCCUCGCUCCUUAGAGCAUGAGGUAAGAGUGGCUACGGCCAUGCAAGUAUCUAAUCUGAGGCUAGAGUAUCUUGCAACGCCCAAGGAGGUCGAUCUAGCCCGUUUGAUCGAGCUUGUCUUUCCGUCAAAUUUGCAAGAUGAAGAUCAGUUUAAAGACGGCCUAUUGGUAGACACGUUGCUCAGACAACGCCGUCAAGGCGGUGCCUUACGUGCAACGGUAGAGCAUCUUGAUGGUGACUUUGCCAAUAUCGAGCAGCUUCAUUCGUUCCUUUCCAUUACGGAAGAUCUCAAGAAGUUUUCGACCAUUACAAAGUAUCUCCCACAAGAUGAUCGGCCUGGUAUCCUCAUUCUAACCUUGGUAAAGUCUAUCAAUCUUCGAAUAUGGCUUGACGACGACUUUGGCUUAGCUCAGCUCACGUCAAAGCAUGCAGAAAUAGCACAUGUGACCCUUCCGUCGCUUGCGGCGAUCGGGCUAAAGAGUAUAGAAGUGAAUCGCAAUGGCUCAGAGCAACUUAUUGGGACUUCACUGCCGUUUGACAUGGACCUUGACCCUGGCCUGCCCGUCAUACUGGCUCGAUAUAUCUGUAAUGAAAUGGUUCCCGUCGUUCGUGUUAGAGUGCAUGAUUUACGUGUCGAGUAUCAUGUCUCGACUGUAACGGCGCUCAUAGACUUUCAAGCAAAAAUCUUAAAAGAAGAACUUGUUUCUAGCUUGAUGGCUUCAGUCAUUACUGUCACUGGACGGCAGCCUGGUGAGAUUGGCCUUUCAAGCGGUAAUCAACCAAGACCUAUCAGUCGCGGGGAACCAGAGACAUACACGAGUCUUCCUGAGAUAGAUAUGGUCCUCAAGGAUCUGAUCAUUGGGCUCAAUCCUCGCAAGUCCAUGAGCAAGGCCUAUUUAUUGCUAGAGGAGGCUCAAUUGUCCACGACCUCUAGCCAAAUUCAAGUUCACAGUGUUCUCAAAGUCAGUAAGGCCAAUCUGAUGCUAACCGACCAUAUAACCCCAAACUCUUCCGCCUUUGGAAUGGGCAAAACCAGGGAUAUCUUAGCACAAGCAGGGUUUGUCUUGGUCGGUACUUUGUCUGCUACUACCUUCGAUCUUCGGGUCAAAGAGACGACAGCACAGAGUGCUCGUCUGAUCGAGGCGGACAUUGAGGGAGGGUUUCUUCUACUUGAAUCGUGCGCCGACUCGACACAGACGUUGCAAGAUCUGUUCAACGGUCUUAGUGUUCCAAAGCCAAAAGAACCCGAGCUGAAAUACCGUACGGAAGCCGUUGCUGUAGAAGAUAUGCUUGCGUCGUUCACUGGUGAUGCUUACGUCACGAGUGGACAAAAUCAGUCCGAUGACGCGAUUAUCUCUUCAAGCCUUGACGAAGAAGUAGUGAUGAAUGAUGACGAUCCUCAGAGUCUCGAAUAUGUCUCUACUUUCUACAGUCCCGACCUCAAUACGGAUUCUGGCAUCCUGACUAACAGUAUCCUCGAAGAAGACCUUAAAGACCUUAGCAGCCAGUCCUCGGUCGACGGGUUUGAGAAAGGACAGCAAUCGGAGAGUUCAGAAGGGUUACCACACGUGACGGCAGGUAAUGACCCGCUUGACUUCCGGGAUGAUUAUUUUGCAGCUAGCCCUGCUACAGCAGAUAGGUUGAUACCCUCCACAAGGCGCUACUCUUAUGGGCAUAAUGACGGGCUUCAGUCCUCAACCAACCCCUUGGUGGCUCGUGUUCGCGAUUUCCAUGUCAUCUGGAAUCUUUUUGAUGGGUAUGAUUGGCAGCAUACUAGAGACGAAAUUAGUAAAGCCAUAGCAGAGGUGCAGGCCAGGGUGAAUGAGCGAACCUCCCGAAUGGAAAAACGCAGAUCCCUAGACCUUCAACCCAAUGGGGAAAACGUCAUUGGCGAUAUACUUUUCAACUCAAUCUAUAUUGGAGUCCCUGCGAAGACUGAUCCGGCCGACUUAACACGACAAAUAAGUCGCAACCUCGACGAUCUUGCGAGCGAAACAGGGAGCUACGACACAUCGACCGCGUCAAGAUCGCCAAGUCGCCGGAAGCCAGAAUCAACUGGUAUGAUUAAAGGCCUUCGCUUAGGCCGCAGCAAGUAUCACAAGAUGACUUUUGAGCUUCAGGGGGUCUCAGCUGAUGUUGUGGUUCACUCGCCAAACACCGGGGACUUGCAAAGCUCCGUAGUCAUUGGAGUACAGAAUCUUGAUAUUUUCGAUCAUUUGCCAACAUCAACCUGGAAAAAAUUUGCAACUUAUAUGCGAGACGCUGGCGAAAGGGAGGUUGGGACAAGGAUGAUCCACAUAGAGAUUUCGAACGUGAAACCAAUGCCUGACUUAGCCGCCUCCGAGAUCGUCCUCAAGGCAUCUGUCCUUCCCAUCCGGCUUCACGUCGACCAAGACGCGCUUGACUUUUUAUCUCGGUUCUUUGAAUUCAGAGCUGAGACAGCUCUUUCCACAAUAGAUACAACCGAAUUGCCAUUCUUCCAACGCGUGGAAGUGAAUACAAUUCGGGUGAAGCUUGACUUCAAGCCUAAAAGGGUCGAUUAUGCAGGUCUUCGUUCCGGUCACACCACAGAAUUCAUGAAUUUCUUUGUUCUUGAUCGAGCCGAGAUGUUUCUACGACAUGUUAUUAUAUAUGGGGUUUCGGGGUUUGACCGCCUUGGUAAGACUCUGAACGACAUCUGGAUGCCCGAUAUCAAGCGGAAUCAACUACCGGGAGUGCUUGCCGGCCUUGGCCCUAUCCGAUCAUUAGUCAACAUGGGGAAUGGUGUGCGGGAUCUAGUCCUAGUACCCAUUACCGAGUAUAGAAAAGAUGGGAGGGUUGUUCGCAGUUUCCAAAAGGGAGCCUUAUCGUUUGCUAAAACAACAACAAGUGAAUUGACGAAACUUGGUGCUAAGCUUGCGAUUGGGACGCAGACAGUUCUUCAAGAAGCAGAGGAUCUCUUGAGCGAACAGACAAGACACAACAAAGCAGAAAGGCUAGGAGAUUGGAUCGACGCCGAAGUGGAUGCAGAGGAAGAAGAGGAGAUCAGUCUCUACGCCAACCAGCCCGUUGGCGUAAUACAAGGCCUCCGUGGCGGCUACGCUAGCCUAGAGCGUGACUUGCUCGCCGCAAAAGAUGUGAUCAUCGCCAUGCCAGGUGAAAUCAUGGAGAGUGGGACAGCAGGAGGCGCUGCUCGGGCGAUAAUGAAAAUUGCACCUACUGUAAUCUUGCGGCCCGCUAUGGGGGUUAGCAAAGCUGUUGGGCAGACACUCAUGGGAGCUACAAAUAGCUUGGAUUCGACAAAUAGGCGACAAGUGGAAGAUAAGUAUAAAAUUCGUUGA
This is a messenger RNA of Bacidia gigantensis, 6072 nucleotides long. RefSeq lists its product as uncharacterized. Gene Ontology annotation, cellular component: extrinsic component of membrane; phagophore assembly site. Lineage: Eukaryota; Fungi; Ascomycota; Lecanoromycetes; Lecanorales; Ramalinaceae. Gene Ontology annotation, biological process: autophagy of mitochondrion; autophagosome assembly; reticulophagy. The transcript is spliced from 3 exons. Gene Ontology annotation, molecular function: phosphatidylinositol-3-phosphate binding. The record is from RefSeq and is a predicted model, not a curated record. The coding region runs from base 1 to 6072 and encodes 2023 amino acids.